AUGCAAGGAGACAGCCCUCAGGAACAAAUCCAGGCACUCCGCUCAGUUGACAAGAGUAUCCAUCCCAACUCUGUCCCUCUCGCCACACCUAAUGAGAUAUACCACGUCGAGACUCAAGUAGAUCCAGACACACAAAAAGACGUUGUACUCUGGGAUGAUAUCCUCCAGGCGUUUGAGAACGCGGUGCAUGUUCGUCAUAAGACCAAGGUGGUCCCGUUUCUAAAGGGCAGGGACCUUAGAAUACUUGAGCCUCGUAGGAUCGCCGCCGUGCCGAACAUCGUCUUGGAUGUGGUCGUAGAUACUCCAGCGACCGACAAUGUGGGGGUCACUUCUCCCCAGGUCCGACAGAUGGAGCUUCAGUCAGUGCCACCGCAGGACGGCAACAUGAUAAAGGUCGAGGUUGCAUCCCGGGAUACAAUCUCAACACCCAAUGCUACGUCGACGUCCAUUACUACGACUGCUACCUCCACGCCCAAAGCAAUGUCCUCUUCCAGUAUUCCUUCCACUGCAACUUCGACUUCCACUGCAUCAUCCACCGUUAGACGGAACCCAGUCUACGGUCUUGUAGAGGAGGCGAUGGAAAACUACACUCACAUCGAUAGACCCCUUGCUUUCCCGUCAGCGCGAGGUCCGCAAGCAGUGUUGGCCGAUCAAACAUCAGCCGUCAAGGAUACUCCAACCAGUCUUCAUUCUGACGAUGACAGUAACUCUCAGCAGCGUGGACCCCAGAGCGCAACAGCCAAUGUGUCCGUGGAACUGCAAUUCGCGCGGACGAUCAUUAGUGCUAGUGAGGGGGACAAGGACGCCCAGGUCGCGCUUGGCGACAUGUACAGGGACGGCAAGGGGGUUGCGCAAGUCUACCAGACCGCCAUGGAUUGGUACUUCAAGGCCGCCGAGCAAGGAGACGCAGCAGGACAGCACAGAGUAGGCGCCCUCUACGACGAAGGACUCGGUGUCUCCCAGGACCACUCAACAGCCAUGGAUUGGUACCUCAAGGCCGCCUAUCAAGGAUAUGCUAUCGCUCAACACAGCAUCGGGGUUCUCUACAACUUUGGUUACGGUGUUCCCCAGAACUAUACACGAGCAAUGGAAUGGUACCUCAAGGCCGCCGAACAAGGACAUGCUUCCUCGCAAUUCAGCAUCGGAAUUCUCCACAACAACGGCGAAGGUGUUCCCAAAGACCGUACACAAGCGAUGGAGUGGUUCCUCAAGGCCGCCAAUCAAGGACACACCGCCUCACAAUACAACAUCGGCGUCUACUACGAUAAUGGUCGAGGUGUGCCUCAGGACUACAAACAAGCGAUGGACUGGUUCCUCAAGGCCGCCCAGCAAGGACAUACCAGAUCUCAAUUCAACAUCGGCGUCUACUACGACAUUGGCCAAGGAGUUUCUCAAGACUACGCUCAGGCGAUGGAGUGGUUCCUCAAGGCCGCCAAUCAAGGACACGCCGCCUCACAAUACAACAUCGGCGUCUACUACGACAUUGGCCAAGGUGUUCGGCAGGACUACGCACAGGCGAUGGAAUGGUACCUCAAGGCCGCCAACCAAGGGCAUGUCGAGUCCCAGUACAGCAUCGGCCUUCUCCACAAGCAAGGUCAAGGCGUUCCUCAGGACUACAAACAAGCGAUGGGCUGGUUUCUCAAGGCCGCCGAUCAAGGGCAUACCGCCUCUCAAUACAGCAUCGGCCUUCUCUACGACAAUGGCCAAGGUGUUCCCAAAGACCACACAUCAGGCGAUGAAUUGGUACCUCAAGGCCGCCAAUCGAGGUGA
This is a messenger RNA of Linnemannia hyalina, 1770 nucleotides long. The record is from the annotation of a GenBank genome assembly. NCBI's taxonomy places the organism in Eukaryota, Fungi, Mortierellomycota, Mortierellomycetes, Mortierellales, Mortierellaceae.